AGAGUUAAUGCACUCAGAGCUGAACUCGAAACUGCUAAUGCUCGUGCUGAUGCGGCAGAACAAGAGCUUAAAAAAUUUCUUGAAGAUCAAUCCUCUAAAGAAAUUGAACAUUCUAAUCUUCAAAAAAAAGUCGCAUCACUCGAAAAUGAUUUAGAUGAUAAUGAGAAGACCUUGAAGGAGGCUACGGAGAAACUUCGUGAGACUGACCUUAAAUGCGAAACUUUGGAACGUAAAGUCUCACAACUCGAAAAUGAAUUGGCUGAGAAGGAUAAGAAAGUUGAUGAAUUAAUCGAGGAACGAAACAAAAUUAAGGCGGAAUAUGAGAGUGUUAUUGACUCUAUCGGUGAAUUGUAG
Messenger RNA from Cetraspora pellucida, 354 nucleotides. The record is from the annotation of a GenBank genome assembly. NCBI's taxonomy places the organism in Eukaryota, Fungi, Glomeromycota, Glomeromycetes, Diversisporales, Gigasporaceae.